Sphenostylis stenocarpa is the source of this 324-nucleotide messenger RNA. The record is from the annotation of a GenBank genome assembly. NCBI's taxonomy places the organism in Eukaryota, Viridiplantae, Streptophyta, Magnoliopsida, Fabales, Fabaceae.
AUGGAUAAUAUCAAUGUUUUGCCACGCAUAAGCUCCACAACCAUAUCGAACACUGAAACUUCUUCACCACUAACACCAUUUUCCGCAGUUGCCUCGCAUUUUAUGGUCCCAUUUUCGAAGAUACAAGUCCAAAUAACAUUGGAAACCAUCUACGAGGAAGAAGAAGAGGAGGAUGAAAAUGAAACGGAGAAAAGUUCUGAUUCCGAUAUGCCUACGUCCUCUUCACCACCAAUCCUCCCAAUUCAAGCAGCUGCGUGUUCGUUUGAAAUGACGGGGUUUUUUCUUUUUCUGGUGUCUUUUGGUUAUAACUACCAGCGUGCAUAG